This is a messenger RNA of Harpegnathos saltator (Jerdon's jumping ant), 646 nucleotides long. RefSeq lists its product as uncharacterized. The transcript is spliced from 4 exons. The record is from RefSeq and is a predicted model, not a curated record. Lineage: Eukaryota; Metazoa; Arthropoda; Insecta; Hymenoptera; Formicidae. Bases 1 to 624 code for a protein of 207 amino acids.
AUGAGAGCCCCGUGGCUCGUCCUGAUUCUCGCGGAGAUCCUGCCGCCGUUGUUGCUCCUAGGGGAGGCGGUUUGUCAGCGUAAUGACACCGACUUGAGUGCCGGCACCAGCGACGGCCAAAGGUCAAGAGAGACUUCGCCCAGACGCAGACGGGAACUCGCUUUUCCGAAGGGGAGCGCCUUCGUGGCAACCCUGACCCUCCUCAAGUCUAUCCAGAUUACCGAGCCCAGUAAUUGGAACCUCGACCUGGAAUUCGACAUGAUCUGGCCCAUACCGAGCCAGGAGGACCUGAGGAGAACCGUGCUUGGAAGACCGGCGAAACUGAAACGCCGGCACCGGCGCGAGCUCUACGCCAACUUCGAGUCGGCGUUGAACAGCCGGAACUUGCCAGGACGAUUGUGCAUUCUUCGCGCGAUAUGCGAGGCCGAGACGGUGCUGAGUCCCCCGGGGUUCUCGCUGAUCGAAGACGCCAUUCGUGUUAUUUUGAGGAAUUUCGAGGAUGCGGACAAUCGCGAUUGCUAUGACGUCGCGUAUCGAAGGAGAACCGACUGCGAGGUCGCCUAUCCCUGUCCGUUCUCGCUGUUGAGGCUGCUGUUGUAUAAUUUGUACGCGCAGGAACCAUGACCGCCGGUGGAAAGUGUUCGAA